AAUAAUACUUAGAAAGAUUCCAACUGCCUAAGCCACCAAAACCUUUUAUAUAUAUUCCGUUGUAACAGAAGACUUUUGGAAUCAUAUAUGCAAAGACAAAAGCAAAAGCUAAGGAAAAGCGAGGAUUGAUUCGCAAAGUAGAUCAAGACGAGUGAGAAAGAAGAAUCACAAAAAGAGCAAUUUGGUCGAAGCUCCAACAUGUCGGAGGCCCUCCUCUUGUCGCUGAUACAGAAGCUGGAAAAUUAUCGAGGGUACAAUUCCCCCUCAAAUGAGAAUGAAAGAAAUGAGGAUAAUACAGAUGAUGAUGAAACAGAUGAGGAUGAGGAUGACGAUGAAACAGAUGAUGAUGAUGACGAUGAUGAUGAAACAGAUGAGGGUGAGGAUGAAACAGAUGACGAGGUUGAAACAGAAGAGGAAAUGGGAAGGGUAACUAAAGAGAUGAGAGAGAUUCUGGAUAUUGUGAGGGAUAAGAAAUUGGAAGAGGGAAGAACCCUAAAUUUUUUUGUAUCUGACCUCGUCGACGUUGCUGCCGAUGCCCUCCACCAUUCUAAAAAACGCAAAACCAAUCAAUGGAAGUAUGAGUCCAUCCAUAGCUGGAUUGCAGAGAUCCAAACGCAGAUGCUUAAAUUCGGAGAUGAUGGAGCGGAGACGGAGUCCAACAUCAGAUCAUCAGAAAAUAAUUAUGACAAAUAUGUGGUGGGCUUGGACGAAGAUGUGAAAAUGCUGCUUCACACAAAGAUUAUCAAAGCGAAACAAUACAACAGUUGGACUGUUCUUCUCAAAGGGAUGGCCGGUACCGGAAAGACAACUCUUGCGAGAGAGAUAUACGACCAUCCAACCGUCGUUAAGCACUUCGAGCGCCGUGCUUGGGUAUCUAAUUCUGCUUACUUCACUAUGAAAGAGCUACUUAUCAAACUCAUACAACAGGUAGUUCCUCAGAAACUCCGUAAAUCUUCGUUAUUGGAGAAUAUGGACAACCGAAGCCUCCGAGAUAUGCUUUGCCAACACCUGCGAGGAAGGAGAUAUCUUAUAGUUCUCGACGACAUGCCCAAACAACUACGCUUCCUUUCUUUCUUUGAUGAUCUUCCACGAGACAAUGGAAGUAGAUUGCUGCUCACAAGUCACAUAACGCAUACAGACAUAUAUGAAAAGGAUUUAGAUGUUCAUCAGAUGAAACCUUUGGAUGCUGAGAAGAGCUGGCAAUUGUUUGUGAAAACAAUAAACCAUGGCAAUAGAUUGACAGGUGAGCACAAAUUCCCAAAGUCCUUGGAGCAUAUGGGAAAACAAAUGUUGAGAAAAUGUGAUGGCCUGCCAUUAGCUAUAAAAGAGGUGGGAAAGCAAUUAUUGGAAAAAAAACUCACAAGUGGGAGUGAAUGGGAACAACUUCUUGAAUCAGUUGAUUUUGGUUCAACAAUGAAGUUAUUGGAAUUGUUUUUUCAGAAAUUGGAUCCCGAGCUCGAGCCAUUCGUCAUGUAUAUGGCCUUCUUUAAGGAAAAUACAACUUUGAGGGCAGAAAAGUUGGUACAGAUUUGGGUUGCAGUAGGAGAAGUGGAAGAAGAAUCUGAAUGUAAAUCAUAUCUACAUGAUUUAGCUAAUGAAUCUGUUAUUGUAGUCAAGGAGAAGAGCACGGAGUAUCGCAUGAAUGGUAUGCUACACAUGCUAGCCGUCCAGAAAGCAGAGGAGAAACUAGGUUUUGAGAUCCUAAGGAACGAUGGAAAUAAUCUACCCUCUCAGAGUCUUCGUCAUCAUCGUGUUAUCAUAUGUAGCAGAGACAAGUUCAACUACUCCACAGAUCACGAUAAACAUCUUGUUUCUCUCUUCUUCCAUGGAGGUGGCUACUUGGACGCUAGUCCGUCCUAUUGGAAGAGCUUGAAACAACGACUUAGGAUACUCGACUUGGAAGAUUUUGGGGUGAAGAAUUUACCGGAAAGUGUUGGCACAUUGAUUAAAUUAAGAUACUUGGGAUUGAGAAAUAAUCACAUACAAGAACUCCCAGACAAUUUGGGGUGCUUGAAAAAGCUUGAGGUUCUCGACAUAUCUCAGAACUUUAUGGUGGAGGUGCCGGAUGUUAUAUGCAAACUGGGCCGCCUUCGCCACCUCUACUUGUCUAAUGUGAUUUUCAUGAAGGAUUUGAAGAUAGCCGCGCUUCGGAAUCUGGAGACCUUAACCUACAUCUCAAUUGAUAAUUGUAAGCUCUCGGGCUUUGAAAAGAUGAUUUGUCUUAAGAAAUUGGGCAUAGAAGAAUUGGAUGGAAACUCAGAUGUAAGCAAGCUCUUUGCAUCAUUAGCUCAGUUGAGGAGCCUCGAGCACCUAAUCUUAAGAGGGUAUCGUUUCAGAAGCAUGCCUUGUUUGGAUAAACUUGGUAUUCUACAAAGUGUUCGUACACUCAAAUUGGAUGGACUCCUUGGCAGGCUUCCAACAAGUUUCCCUCCAAAUAUUGAAUCAUUGACGUUGGUUAAUAGCUGUCUUGAUGAAGAUCCCAUGCCAAUACUAGGGAAGUUACCCAAGCUAAAAUACCUCAAAUUGCGGAAUGCAUACAUUGGUAAACAAAUGGUGAUCUUGCACAACGGCUUCCCUCUUCUCAAAGUCUUGUGCAUCGAAGAGUUGUGGAAUCUGAGAAAUGUGCAAUGUGAAAGACUUGCAAUGUAUUGGCUCAAGAAAUUAGAAAUCAGUGAUUGCCCAUAUCUGGAUACCCUAUCGGAAGCGAUUGAGAGGAUGUACAAGCUGAAGGAAUUAAAGAUGGUGACAACCAAAAUUAUUGCAGCAAAGGUGAGGAAUUCAGCCUUGAUAUCCAAAAUAAAGACCGUGAAUAUCAAUUCAUGAGCUAGUGCAGUUGUUAAUUUGCGUUAUUGUUAUGUAU
Messenger RNA from Salvia miltiorrhiza (redroot sage), 2860 nucleotides. RefSeq names its product probable disease resistance protein At1g58602. The transcript has 3 exons. Lineage: Eukaryota; Viridiplantae; Streptophyta; Magnoliopsida; Lamiales; Lamiaceae. Gene Ontology annotation, molecular function: protein binding; ADP binding. Gene Ontology annotation, biological process: defense response to other organism. The record is from RefSeq and is a predicted model, not a curated record. Bases 199 to 2823 code for a protein of 874 amino acids.